Messenger RNA from Podospora anserina S mat+, 2352 nucleotides. RefSeq lists its product as uncharacterized. Gene Ontology annotation, cellular component: cytoplasmic vesicle; phagophore assembly site; TRAPPIII protein complex. Gene Ontology annotation, biological process: endoplasmic reticulum to Golgi vesicle-mediated transport; protein localization to phagophore assembly site. The coding region runs from base 1 to 2352 and encodes 783 amino acids. The record is from RefSeq and is a predicted model, not a curated record. The transcript has a single exon. Lineage: Eukaryota; Fungi; Ascomycota; Sordariomycetes; Sordariales; Podosporaceae.
AUGCAACCUCACGAAGAUGCGGUCCAAACGCCUUCGCCGGUCCAGUCCCCCCCUCUUGCGGCCUCCUCCAUAAUGCGAUCUCUCUCCGGGUCCCAAAAGCCACGCCCCGGUGCCUCCUCCAUUCUUUUUUCGCCCACGACAGACCCUCUUUCACAGUCGGAACUCUCUUUGCCAAUACGCACAAGCAGUACGAGCCGUCGUCCCCAGUCCGCCUCGCUCUUUCGGUCUACCAUUCUCAACAACACCCCACCUGGCUCGCCGCGAGAUGCCUCCCCAGCUUCCACCGUACGGUCCACCCGAUCACCAGCCCGCACGAUGACAGGGUCAAUAUUCGCCGGAACAGCAGGGUUCAAAGCUUCGCUCCUCGAUACAGGGGCUGCUGAUUCUCCCGGAGACCCCCUGAACCUGGUGUUGAAGAGCUUCGUACCCCAUGUCGCAAUACACGCCAGUGAGGAUGUUGAUGAUCUGGUCAACGCAAAGGGAUUUGAGAAAGGGCUGUGGGAACUUCUUCGUCCAUUUGGGGAGCGGGUCAUGGGAAAGGUCAAUGUCAGGGAUAGCAACGGGGUAUCGAGAGCAUGGGAGGACUUCUCACUCAGAUUCACCAAGUUCGGCGAUCACUCCAACUUGCAAAUUCCAGAUGCGCUUGCUGGGUUGAAUGGGUCAGAAAAGCAGAGCGGCAGGGCGAAAGAGAGCCUGACAACGGAUGUAGAAAAAGUCGUGGAGCGACAUCUCAGUUUUGCCGAGGAAGCCUUCAGAGGGACGAUGGAGCCACAAACACCAACAAGGAUGGGAUUAGACGUGGAAGCAACGUCCCCGUACUAUGCCCUGUACCUUCGACGACUACUAUCUGGCAUGCCACUUGCGCCACAUGAAUCUUUCGCCCACCCAGUUGCUUGUGUUAUGGCCAUCAGCUCUCGGAAUCCAAACCCUAUCGAGGCUUUACACCGGCUUUACACAGAAACGAGAGAAGGGGAGAAGCGGUACCCCGUGUGGGUGGAUGGGGAAUACUUGCGGUAUUACAUUUUGGUGCAUGACGAAGAAAAUAGCGACAUCAGCAAAUCCAUGGCCCUUUUCGAGCAGAUGAAGAGAAAUUUCGGCUUACAUUGUCACUUGCUGCGACUAAGAAGCUCUGAAAGCGCUGAAACGGACGACGACAGCAUACCAUUACCAAGGAGCGACUGGAUGACGGCAGCUGAGGAACUGGCAGAUAUUGAGGAGAGCGAGACGAAAGAGGACUUUGAGGACCCGACGCGACACAUUUUCGAGUCAGAUGCUACAGCAAUACGGACGUUUGUCAGGGAAAUGGCAACACAAUCUCUGAUCCCAACCAUGGAGCGCAAUAUUUCAGUAUGGAACGAUCAAGUGGCCUCAAAACGGAAAGGAAUCAGCGGGCGAUUCAUGAGCUUGUCAAAAAGAUGGGCAUUCGGCGGCUCAAGUCGGUCAUCUGGGAUAGCAAGCUCAUCAAGCAAUUACGAUGCGUCGGGAUACUACAGACCAGACAGCCCGGAGGCUAUCAUGCGCCGAUUGGCAGACUUUGCUUUCAUGCUUAGGGACUGGAAGCUGGCCAUGUCGACAUAUGACCUCUUGCGGACUGAUUUCCAAAACGACAAGGCCUGGAAAUACCAUGCGGCCGCCAAUGAAAUGGCAGCUUUUGCUCUGCUUAUCAUGCCACAGAACAUGUCAUCCAAAACCCGCAUCGAGACAAUCAAUCAGAUGCUUGACAACGCGUUUUAUUCCUACCUGACACGAUGUAAUUCAUUGUAUGGAGCCACACGCUGUAUAGUACUCGCUCUAGAAUUGUUGCGGCUCAGAGGUGGGUCGGGGAUAGACGAGGCUGUCAGAUGGGGUAUCAAAGUGCUCGAGUCGAGGUUAAUGGGCAAGAUUGGCGACGCACUGCUCAAGGAACGUAUGGCAAUCUGCUACGCCUCCAAGUCAGGGGCUGGGUCUCAAGCAUGGGGUAGCAGGCGGCGCAAGUCGGCCCUCUGGAGCGUGCUCGGUGCUGAAGCCUGGGUCGCUCAGGAAAAGUACAUCCAGGCCCAAAAAUGCUUGAACGAAGCCAGAAAGAUGUAUUCGCUGCUGCCAGGGGAAAACGGGAUCCAGAGGUUCGAGGUGGCAAGCGACUUUUUGGCCAUGUUGAAUGAUCAGGUCAAACAAGGGUUGCAGGUUGACUUAUUAGGGCCCGAGGAGAGCUUGGUAGAUGUGGAGGAAGAGACCUUUGAUCAUGACGAUAGACGGACGAGGAGGACGAGCAUGAUCAAUCCUCUUGGAGGGGCGACCGCUGCUGGAAUGGAAACGGCGCCUUUGCAGAGUCAGGGAGAUGUAAGCGGCCCAAUUAAGGACGGGUUUGGUUAA